AUGUCCAUGGAUCUCCAAUUGCGCCUUGAGCUCUCUACUCUUCGGCCGCCGCCUAUCCGAGUUCGCACGCCGGAAUCCUCCCACGUCGCCGGCGACACCAGCCGCACGGUUGACACCGGCGAUUUGCAAUCCACUAAGGACUGCGAACAAUCGAUGUGCCGAACGCCGACUUCCGAAGAACACAAGAUUCCGGCAGUCUUGAGCUGUCCACGGGCACCGAGAAAGCGGAGGGCGGUGGUGUCGUGCAAGAGGAGAUUGUCAUGGGAGCUGGAAUUCUGUGAGAUCGUGCAGCCGGAACAGCUGGACGAACUCUUCCAAUCAAGUUUCAAGGCGGUUGCCGGCGCUAAGAAGCGGCGUGUGGGCGUGAUUAAAUAGGGCGAUACUUGCUUCUCUGUUGUUGGAACUCCACUAAAUUAAAUUUUUAUUCAAAAAUAAUAUUUAAUUAAGACCCAUGAGUUGAGGUCAAUUAUCAUGUUCAGAAAUUUGAAAAAUUUAAAUCUGGAGUAUGCUGUGUUGAAUGUGAAAAUUCCAUUGAACCUAUUAAUUGAUUCGAUAAUAUAUAGAUGUUGAGAAUCUGUUUUUAUUUGCCUUAUGCUCUGCGUCUUUUGUUUUCUUUUGGUUUUAUAUGUAUAGAACAAUUCAUUCAUCCCCCUUAAGCCUUACUGCAACAAUUUGUUUGUUCCUAAUCCCUAAAUUCUAAUGUUUAACAUCUGGAAAACAAAAAUAAACAAACAGAAAACAAUAUAUUGUAAAUUUAUAUUAUGUGAUAAUGGAAAGUAUACAUAAUUUUCUUUCCAGUUCAUUUUUGGAAUUAUCAAAAAAGACAAAGUCCUCUCCUCCCAUUAAAUAUAGUAGCCAUGUGACUCUUAACACCUUUCACCAACCAGUGGUUACACAGCCCCUUCCUUUUUUCUUCUCUCUCUCGAAAUCAAAAGCAAAAGCUGGAAGUUCAUGAAGAAAAUCAGGUUUAUCAAUCCCAAAGCCGGGUCAAUCACUCAACAGAAAAUUGUCAAAACUGAAUACAAAUCAACCCAUCUCACCAUUAAUAAGAAUUAUCAAUCCAUAGAUCUUGCUAUUAACCAUAUUCACAUUCUCCUCCUUUACUGCUCCUCGGAUCCACAAACCAAAUCAACCAAGAUCAGUCGUACAAACCAUUGACAGAACUCAAAACAGGGCAUAAAUAAAAAUUCAAUUAAUAUACUGCAACGAUCAGUUUGAUCAAAUUUCAUGUUCAACACCAAUUGGAAUCUAUUGAUAUAUAUAUAUGAAUUAUGUGUUUAUGCUGCAGAUCCAAAUUGUCCGGAGUUCUGGACAUGGUAAUUCACCCGCAUCUGAACCAAACUAGCUACAAUCGUGGAUACGGAGAUAACAUACACUUCUGACGAAUUUGCCAACCUCAAUUGAGGAAGUCUUAAUUUAAAUGCUAUAUUCCUAAAAAAAAUCAAAUUGGGGGAGAUUGAAGCGUGGACAAGCAAAUUAAACGCCGUCGAAUUCAAAUACAGGCACACCGUCUCUUAGCGCCGGCGACAGCCUCGAAGCUCGACCGGAAGAAGUCCUCCAGCUCUUCUGCCGGCACGAUCUGGUGGAAUUCCAGCUCCCACGACAAUCUCCUCUUGCACGAGAGCACCGUCUUCUGCUUCCGCGGGGCCGGCGGACAGGUCAGGAUCGCCGGAAUCUUAUGUUCCACGGAAGUUGGGGUUCGGCACGACGAUUCGCCACAAUCCUCCGCAGAUUGAAGAUUGGUAUUGAUUACGCAGCUGUUGUCGCCGGUGGCGUCGGAAUCUGCAGAUUGACUGUUGCUAUCAAUAGGGCAGCCGGCGUCGCCGGGGGUGUCAGAAGAUUUCGGCGUGCGGACCCGAAUGGGCGGCAGUCGGAGAGUGGGGAGUUCAAGGUGCAAUUGGAGAUCCAUGGACACGAAUGACUAGAAGAAUUGGAGAGAAGAAGCUAGGAGAGAAACU
Molecule: messenger RNA, 1958 nt
Organism: Malania oleifera
Lineage: Eukaryota; Viridiplantae; Streptophyta; Magnoliopsida; Santalales; Ximeniaceae
Product: cyclin-dependent protein kinase inhibitor SMR1-like
Exons: 1
Coding region: 1-375 (124 amino acids)
Biological process (GO): regulation of DNA endoreduplication
Source: RefSeq, a predicted model, not a curated record